GCGAAAUGCGAUAGAGAGUAGCACGUCCUUCGGCGAUCCGGACUUGCUGGUUCCGGCCGCUUCGAGCGACUCGUUUGGCCAACCACGCCCGACUCGUCCACGGCAUGGUUCGAAACAUUUAGCGUACAAGCGCUCAGAGCGCUGCAGUGCCAAGUUGCAGACGUGUCGCGUGGUGUCCAGCUGCGGCGUCCACUGGCGUUGCCCGGCGCAGCGACGUGGUCGAACGCGCGCUGCUCAUUGGCGAAGUUUGCUUUCGAUUUCGUCGUGUUACUCGACGACCAUCGAAGGCCCCUGGCGUCGCGUUCAGUGCGCCACUGGAGCCACAGGGGCACGACUCGCGAUCUAGAAGGGCGAUCUUCGCAUGAGCGCGCGCUGAUUGGUCCCUUUGGAAUCUGAUUCUGAGCACAGAGUGUCGUCGAAUUUUCGAACCGUCGCGGACCAAUCCGUGGGCGCCAGCGCCGUGGUGGCAGAUGGUUCGAUGUGCCGCCUGUCUUUUUAUAUUUCGCGUCUCGGCAUACAAAGUAUAUGUUCAAAUAAAAUAUAGAAUUAAAAUUUCCCACCGGUGCGACUUUGCCGUUGGGCAACCCACACGUCGGGGCAUGGAUUGGGGCGCACUCUACCACGACACGGGCGACAGCCUCGUCCAGUCGCAGCGCUCCAGCCUCGCACUCGUACCUAUGGCCUCGACGUCCUCGACAACGACGCGGAGCUGGGCCACGAUGGACGACGCCCACGACGUGGCCGAGACGCGCUCGUCGCGCGCUGCGCACCAGCUCAUCUCGUUCUCGCUCUCGCGGUCCAUGAGCUUCCAAGUGCUCGAGUACGACGUCGAGAGCGCGUACUCGCCGCUCGUCGCGUACUCGUUCACGGUCAACUACAUCCUCGGCGUUGGCAGCCUCGGCGUGCCGUACGCGUUGUACCAUGCUGGCCUCCUCUUUGGCUCGAUCAUGCUCCUCAUCGUCUCGUGGCUCUCGUACAUCACCGUCAUGUGGGUAAGCGAGACAACGGUGCGCGCGCGCGAGCUCGACGCGAUGAACACGCACACCAAACUGCUCGCCGACCCGAUGCAUUUUCCGGAGGUAACGACGCUCUGCGAGCGCUUCCUCGGCCACAUUGGCGCGCGCGUCUACCAGAUCUCGCUCCUCGGCUUGAUGUACGGCGGCCUCAUUGGCUACGCGCAAGUGUUUGUCAACAGCAUUGCGUCGCAGCUCGCGUCCUUUGCCAUGAGCAACGUGGCGGUCGCGAUCGUGUUUGGCCUCAUUGUCGUGCCGCUCUCGUGCGUGGAUCUCAACGAGCAGAUCCACGUGCAAGUCGGCAUGGCCGUGCUGCGCUUUGUAGCGCUGCUGACCAUGAUUGUGAGCGCCGCCGUGGCCAUGUGGACAGACGCCGCCGACAGCGGCAGCACCACAACGACGACGACGCCAUACCUCAGCGACGUGCCGCUCGUGGACUUUCGCGGUUUUGGGUUGCUCUUCAGCACGACUGUCUUUUCCCAGCUCUUUCAACACUCGGUGCCCGGCCUCCUCGCACCGCUCUCGCGUGCCAACCAGCCGAAAGCGGCGCAGAUUUUUGGCGGUGCGCUCCUGACGACGACGCUCUUCUACCUCGGCCUUGGCCUCACAUGCUGCUACUACUUUGGCGACCGCAUUAGCUCGAGCGUCAACCUCAACUGGGCCAACUUUACGUGGGGCUUGGACCCGGUGCCGAUCUGGGCGCGCUGCCUCACGGCGCUCGUCGUGUUGUUUCCGGCUCUGGACACGCUCAGCGUGUUUCCGUUGAUUGCGAUCACGCUCGGCGACAACCUCGCGGUCUCGCUGCGGCACUGCUGCACGUUUUUGAGCCGCAGCCAAGUGCGCGUUUUCUGCCGCCUCGUCGCGGCGCUCCCGCCCCUUGUCGUUGCCGUGCUCGUCUCGGAUCUGAGCGUGACGCUGCAGAUCUCGGGUGUCUUUGGUGUCUACGUGGCCUUCCUUGCGCCCGCGCUCUUGCAAUUUGUGGCACGCCGCGAGGACCCGCGUGACAACAUGUACUCGGGUCGUUUCAGCGGCGACUUCUAUAUCUAUUUGGUGCUGCUCUUUGGCGUCGCCGCCUUUGGUAUCCUGAGCUUCCAGAUCGGCACGCAAGGGGUGUAAUAUGACCUUUUCUUGUCUGCCGCCCAUCCUCUCGGCCCUACGGCAACGACUUGAGUGCUCGAACGUACGGUCGCAAUUUUUCUCGGAGCUCAGUUUUCAUCUUAACGAAUCAAUCAGCGAUGCAUUUUUUACAUUGGACUAUACCUAGAGGCUAAAAACA
Saprolegnia diclina VS20 is the source of this 2289-nucleotide messenger RNA. RefSeq lists its product as hypothetical. The record is from RefSeq and is a predicted model, not a curated record. NCBI's taxonomy places the organism in Eukaryota, Oomycota, Saprolegniomycetes, Saprolegniales, Saprolegniaceae. Bases 471 to 2129 code for a protein of 552 amino acids. The transcript is spliced from 4 exons.